UUUCGGUCCUUUUCUUCACAGUUUCAAAGGGAAUGAACAUAGAUUCUCUUUUGAUUUUUAAAUAAAAAACCCAAAUUAAAAUCAUCCUAAAAUUGAUAAUGUUACAACUUUUUUGAUUCACCUAUUCUACAAUUACGCGGUCAAUUAUUUCUGUCUUCUGAAGUUACGUUACAUUUUCUUCUCAAUUGUUAGAUCUAGUCAAUUUUCAAAUAUCAGAGUCACAAAAUCAACUUGAAAUUUCUGGAUGACGCACAUCCCAUUUACAAAAGAAACGCAUUUCUCUUGCUGAAUAACGCUUUCAGAUUGAUAUUCAAUCGAUUUUCUCAAUUGGGUUCUGUUAAUUUGGACGAUUUCAUUCGUUCUGCAGCUGGGUUAAAUUUUUCUCAAUUGGGUAUUGCUCAAGAAGUUCAAAAUUUUGGAUUUUGGAUUUAGGGUUUGAGGGUUAGCUGGGAAUCAGUCAGAUUGCUUCAAGGUUGAUAACUUUUGGGAAGUUGUGUUGAGAAUUGAAUUGGUUGUUCACGAGCUACUGCAAAGGAGGAGAGAAAUUUGUUGCAUUGUCCGAAAUUAUUGAAAUCCCUUUUUAGGGUUUUUCUUGUAAUUUAUUUUAGUUGCAGGAAAAUUUGAGGUUCUGGGUUUAUUGAUGAGAUGAAAAGGAUUGUUUGUGUUUGUUAUAGUGAAGCUACCAAUGAUGAGAAUAAAAGAUGUGGGAUUCUGGAUGGUGUUUGUUCUUCUGUUUUGUUCUUGUUUGGGAAUGACCCUGGAAGAUAGGACGGUGAUCCAGGGAAUACUUUCUGGCUUCGAGCUCGAUUCGACUUCUCAAGAAUUUGAUGAAAAUUUGGUGGAGGUAUUAGCUAUUAGUUGCAGACUUGAGUUGAUACAUGUGAAUCAAAUUUAUAAACAUCUUGGUUACAAAUACAAUAAGCCAGAUGCUUCAGGCGCAAGAACUGAACCAAUUCUCAACGGUCAAGCAGCGUUGACAGAGGAGAUUGUUCGUAAAGCUGUCAGCAUAUUAGAACCACAGAAAAAGAAUAAUCUCUUCAAAUGCUUCAGGGAGCAUUAUCUCAUCUCCCCAAUCUCCGGCGAAGAAUUUAGUCCUAUUGGUUGGUUCCAUAAAAAUCUGAAUUCCAAAUUCCUAAAGUUGAAGCCCACUGCUGACUCAAGAAGGCUUCUAGCUGAAGCUCCGUCUCUUUCUCCUUCUCCUUCUCCUUCUCCUGCCCUUGCCCCAUCACCUCGAUCAUCUGGCGCUAAACGCUCUGCUCCAAAGCGAAAGGCUCCACCUCCAGUAGAUGGUUUUUCUGUUCCGAUUCUUAUUCCUGAAUCUGAGUCAGACUCGACAACAGAUAAUGGCAGCAAUGACCACAACCGCACUACGAUUGUUGUUGCUGUUGUUGUUACUGCAUGUGUGACAUUUUUCGCUGCUUUAAUUAUAUUUUGUUGCUGCCGUAAAGCUUUCGGUGGAGGUUCCAAACAAGAAAUUAAGGAUGACAGGCCCCUCCUAAGCUUAAGUUCCAGUGACUUCACUGCUCAUGGUUCUUCGCCAAAGCUUUGGACUUAUGAAAAUUCUGUGAACAAAGGGAAUUCUAUUUAUUUGAGUAGCACAACAGGUGGUGUGUCUUCAGAUGUUAAGUUAUCAAUGCAAUCUGCUAACAAUGUGACGGCCACUGCAGCUUCCGUUAACCCUAGCAAUAGUAAUGCAUCAUCGGAGCUGAAGCCACCUCCUGGAAGAUUUGGUGUCCCAGCCCCUGGAAUGCCUCCUUUGAAGGCUCCCCCUGGGAGAGCUGAUCCCUUGCCUCUUGAACGUCCUGCUUCCUUAAGACGAGCUCCAAGCACAGGAGGUUCACCACCACUUCCUCCAAAGCCCCCAGCAGCAGCCCCUCCUCCUCCCCCUCCUAAAAAAGCAGGCCCACCUCCUCCCGGGCCUCCGCCGCCACCACCAGGCCGUGGAGGGAAGCCUGGUCCUAAAGCGCCACCACCACCAAAAGGUGGUAGUACACCAUCUCGGCUCCCGCCGAUUGCAGUCAAAGGUAGCAGUUCAGCUAAUGAGAGUGAUGCUUCAAAAGCAAAGCUAAAGCCAUUCUUUUGGGACAAAGUUCAAGCCAACCCUGAACAUUCAAUGGUUUGGGACCAACUUAAAUCAGGGUCUUUCCAGUUCAAUGAAGAGAUGAUAGAAUCAUUAUUUGGUUUUGCUGCUGCUGAGAACAAAAAUAAUAAAAAGACAGAGUCUAACUCUCGUGAUCCACCAUCGCAAUUCAUUCAACUAAUAGAUCAGAAGAAGGCACAAAAUCUAUCUAUCCUCUUGCGGGCACUAAAUGUUACUACAGAAGAAGUUCGGGAUGCUCUGCUAGAAGGGAAUGAGCUUCCAUCGGAACUCCUUGAGACUUUGAUAAAAAUGGCUCCAACCCCAGAAGAAGAACUGAAACUGAGACUUUUUGAUGGUCAAAUUUCUCAACUUGGAGCAGCUGAGCGGUUUCUAAAGGCUUUGGUGGACAUCCCAUUUGCCUUCAGGCGAAUGGAGACAUUACUGUUUAUGGUUACUCUUCAGGAGGAAGCUACAUCAUUGAAGGAAUCCUUCAUUACUCUAGAGGCUGCUUGCAAGGAACUCAGAAACAGUCGCCUUUUUCUGAAGCUUCUAGAAGCUGUUCUUAAGACGGGUAACCGUAUGAAUGAUGGAACAUAUCGUGGUGGGGCUCACGCAUUCAAGCUGGAUACGCUGUUGAAAUUGGCCGAUGUCAAAGGAACAGAUGGCAAAACCACACUUCUCCAUUUUGUUGUUCAAGAAAUAAUCCGGUCAGAAGGUGUGAGGGCUGUCCGUGCUUCCCGGGAAAACAAGAGUAUAUCCAGCGUAAAAUCAGAAGAUCUUUUGGAAGAUGUUCCGGAUGAUUCUGAGGAGCACUAUCGCAGUCUUGGUCUUCAGGUUGUUUCAGGAGUAGGGGACCAGCUAGAAAAUGUCAAGAAAGCAGCAUGUUUGGAUUCAGAUAUUUUGACAGGAACCCUUGCCAAGCUUGGAAAUGCUUUGCUUAAAGCAAAGAACUUUCUGAACAAAGAAAUGGCCGAAGUGAAUGAAGAUGAUGGUUUCCAUCGGGCCCUUAAAAGCUUUGUAAAGGAUGCUGAGGGUGAUACCACGCGGUUAUUGGAGGAAGAAAAGAGGAUUACGGUUCUUGUAAAGAAUACAGUUGAUUACUUCCAUGGAAGUUCUGGGAAGGAAGAAGGGUUGCGUUUGUUUGUCAUAGUUCGGGAUUUCUUAAUAAUGCUGGACAAAUCAUGUAGAGAGGUGAAAGAGAAGCCGAAGUGGCCUACCAGAAAUCAGAAGAAACGAGAGCCUCCUUUGAGGCAAACGUCUACUGAAACUCCUCGAACACCAUUUUCCCCUGAUUUUCGCCAAAAGCUUUUCCCAGCUAUUGUAGAACGUCGAAUGGAUGAUGGUACUAGUUCGGAUGAUGAUUGAGAACACACUGAUUACUGAUAUAUCUAGUUUGUCAUAGGUACUCAUAGAUUUCAGAUGCUGGGGGAUCAGAAGAUUGAGGGUCUUUAUUUUUGAAAUCCCAAAAUUGGUGAAGAUCAACAUUCAUGUUCACGGCCUUUGGAAGUGAGUUUUCGAGAAGUUCGUGCCUGACUUAUUAUCAUCACAAAUCCCCCGUGUAGAAAUAUACCUUCGGCUCUUUUUUCUCUAGUGACUCAUGCUCAAUUAGUUGCUUAAUGCUUAUGGCUUACUCACCCUGUAAUUUAUGUCAAUUUAGUUAAUAUUUUUGGUUUUGGUUUUGGUUUGCCUACUUGUUCAAAACCAAAGAAUAGUUUCACACAUUAUUAACUGAGUAGAAAAUUAUAUUA
This is a messenger RNA of Spinacia oleracea (spinach), 3828 nucleotides long. Its product is annotated as formin-like protein 5. Gene Ontology annotation, molecular function: actin filament binding. The transcript has 7 exons. The coding region runs from base 686 to 3445 and encodes 919 amino acids. The record is from RefSeq and is a predicted model, not a curated record. Gene Ontology annotation, biological process: actin cytoskeleton organization; actin nucleation. NCBI's taxonomy places the organism in Eukaryota, Viridiplantae, Streptophyta, Magnoliopsida, Caryophyllales, Amaranthaceae.